Ilex paraguariensis (yerba mate) is the source of this 181-nucleotide messenger RNA. NCBI's taxonomy places the organism in Eukaryota, Viridiplantae, Streptophyta, Magnoliopsida, Aquifoliales, Aquifoliaceae. The record is from the annotation of a GenBank genome assembly.
GAACAAUGAACAUGAAUCGCUCGCCGGUGCGAGGGUGAUCGUCAGCAAGGCCAUCGGUGAUGGUUUUGAUUCGAAAGCCAAGGUAAUAGGUCAAUCGGGACUCAACAUUGCCGUGCUUGAUGAUGCAAUUGUAGCUAAAAUUGAGGGUGAGAGAGAAGAGAGAAAGACAAGAGAAAAAUGA